Neltuma alba is the source of this 3929-nucleotide messenger RNA. RefSeq names its product DNA (cytosine-5)-methyltransferase CMT2. Bases 140 to 3706 code for a protein of 1188 amino acids. NCBI's taxonomy places the organism in Eukaryota, Viridiplantae, Streptophyta, Magnoliopsida, Fabales, Fabaceae. The record is from RefSeq and is a predicted model, not a curated record. Gene Ontology annotation, cellular component: nucleus. Gene Ontology annotation, biological process: DNA methylation-dependent constitutive heterochromatin formation; negative regulation of gene expression via chromosomal CpG island methylation. The transcript has 23 exons. Gene Ontology annotation, molecular function: chromatin binding; DNA (cytosine-5-)-methyltransferase activity; DNA binding.
AUCGAUUUCACUCCCUCUCCAUGCGCUAAAUCCAUGAGACAUUUGAAAAAAAUCUAACUCUGCCUCCGCAUCCAAAACACGAUCCCCAUCCUUCGCUCUUGUUGAAUUUUCCGGUGAAAUCCAACCUCUUCCCUUCAAGAUGGCUACCCCGGAAAGUUCUAUUCAGCUCAGAUUAAGAAGGUCGCCGAGGUUCACUCCAAUUGACGCAUUCUCUGUCUCUGCCUCGCCGAACUCCUCGAAGCUCAGUGUGAUGGACCGGAAUACCCCCGGAAAGCUCCCAAAGCAGGUGCGGUUAACGCGUGCAAAUGGCCUGAGGAGAUCUCCGAGGAUCAAUCCGGACAAUGCAGCUGUUCAUACAGGCUUAGACCGUGAGGAUUCGGGCUCAUCCGGUAAAAUGAGCUCCGCGAAGGCUCUGAGCCGUUUGGGAAAGCCUCGGUGGACGAAGUCUGAUGAGAAGCUUUUGAGACGGUCUCCGAGAUUUUCAGCGCCGGCGAUUAUUUUUGGCCCUGAAAAUCACGCAACUAAAUCUAACUAUGACAUUCUUGAGUGGCAAAGAUGUAGAGGUCAAGAUUUACAAUUGAAUGGUGGCCUGUCAGACCUAAAAACAAUUGCAAUGGGGGAAAGGUUGUUGAGGAGAUCUCCAAGACUCUCAUCAACGCAAUCUGAAUGUGAAAAAUUAUGCCCAAAUAUAUCAUCACAGGAGUUGUUGAAGUCCCCUGAAACUGAAAAGGGCUACCUUGAAGAUGUGUUAAGCAAUAAAUCCAGUUUCCAUUUAGUUUCCUGCAGCAAGAAGGGUAAUAAGGGGAACGUAUCUCUUAAACAUGAUCAUUUAAAUUGCUCUGGUGCAAAGGACUUGCGGAAGUCCCCCAGACUUAGUCAACUAACAAGACAGGGUAGUGAGGCAUCUAUGGAAAACCUUGAUAGGAAAAUGUUGCGUGGGCUGACCUUUAGAAGAUCUCCAAGACUUUCAUCUUCUAGUGAGGAACAAACCUUGAACACCAUUCUGCAACAACAGGAAACCUCAAAAGUAGUUCAGCAAAAAAAGAGAAGCUUAAGUGCAAAAUGUGCUUCUAUCAAAUUGUCUAAUUCACCAAAUGAACAGCAUUCAAAAGCUGCUACCACCUCAGGGGAAACUAGUCUGACUCCUAGUAUUCCCAAUAAAAAUUGCAUGAGCUGGUUUUCAGAGUCAACCACGCCCACAUCUGAUGAUGUAAAUUGCAUGACAAAUUGUGACUCACUUGCCUUGCCUGAGUUAGGUGAAAACCCGUGGAGAAAAAAAUUGAGGUCCUCCGCUUCUUUAACAAUUAAAGGUGACGAUGACUGUAGCAUUGCUUCCUUCAUUGGUGAUCCAAUACCUGAUGAUGAAGCUCUCAAACUAUGGGGAUGGCGCUAUGAAUUGAAGGAUAAAGGAUUUAAAGGUAAAACAACCAAAAUAAAUGAGGAUGGAGAAGAUGAGACCAUCAUCAAUGUAGAACGCCAUUAUGCCCAGGCUAGAAUUGGGAAUUGCGUUUAUAGUCUUGGUGAUUGUGCAUUCAUAAAAGGUGAAGGUGAAAAAAACCAUGUUGGCAAGAUUGUUGAAUUUUUCCAGACAACAAAUGGAGAAAAUUAUUUCCGAGUCCAAUGGUUUUACAGAAUUGAAGAUACCGUUGUCCAAGGCCAAGGUGGUUUCCAUGACGAGAGACGCUUAUUCUAUUCAUCAGUAAUGAAUGAUAACUUGAUAGAUUGCCUUGUUGCAAAAGUCAAUGUUACAUACGUUAAACCCAGGGUUGGUUUGAAGUUGACUUCUGUUUUACCAUUUGACUUCUAUUAUGAUAUGGAGUAUUGCGUGGAUUACUCCACAUUUCGAUCCCUAUCAACAGACAGUGAUGCAAAGUGUGGUGAGGUACCAUCAGCUGUUGCUCGUGAGACUCUCACAAAAUUGACCUCUGCUACUGACAAGAGUAAUAUAUCUAGUUCUGAGUCAGACAAGGAAGAAUUAGCAUUACUAGAUCUUUUCUCUGGUUGUGGUGGUAUGUCAACUGGAUUGUGCUUGGGUGCCAAAGUUUCUUCAGUUAACCUUGUGACGAAAUGGGCUGUUGACAGUGAUGGUUCUGCCUGUGAAAGCUUGAAAUUAAAUCAUCCAGAAACACACGUGAGAAAUGAAUCUGCUGAGGAGUUUCUGGAACUAUUAAAGGAAUGGGAAAAGCUAUGCAAACGGUAUAAGGUCAAUGAUGCCGAAAGAACAGUUUUAUUACGAUCAACGAGAUCAGAAGAAAAGAUGCAAAGGGACUCUCAAGCUGAUAGUAUUCCUCCUGAUGAGUUAGAAGUUUCCAGGCUUGUUGAUAUAUGCUAUGGUGAUCCAAGUGAAACAGGAAAGAGGGGCCUGUAUUUUAAGGUACGCUGGAGGGGUUACAGCCCUAGUGAAGAUACAUGGGAACCCAUGGAAGGCUUGAGAAAUUGUCAGGAGAGCAUAAAGGAUUUUGUGAGAAAGGGAAUGGGAUUGAAAAUUUUGCCACUUCCUGGUGCUGUUGAUGUUAUUUGUGGGGGUCCUCCUUGUCAAGGAAUCAGUGGAUAUAACCGCUUUAGAAAUGCUACAUCACCGUUGGAUGAUGAAAGAAAUCAUCAGAUAGUAGUCUUCAUGGACAUAGUAGAAUUCUUGAAGCCAAAGUAUGUAUUGAUGGAGAAUGUUUCCGAUUUACUGAAAUUUGACAACGGUUCACUUGGAAGAUAUGCAUUAAGUCGCUUGGUACAUAUGAAUUAUCAAGCAAGACUUGGAUUAGUUGCUGCCGGAUGUUAUGGUCUUCCCCAAUUUCGAUUGCGUGUUUUUCUGUGGGGUGCUCAUCCUAGUGAGGUUUUACCCCAAUUUCCAUUGCCAACACAUGAAGUUAUUGUUAAAUAUUGGCCUCCACCAGAAUUUGAGCGCAAUACUGUUGCUUUGGAUGAAGGCCAACCUCGUGAGCUCGAAAAAGCUAUUGUUAUUCAAGAUGCCAUCUCUGAUCUUCCAGCUGUCACAUACUGUGAAAAUAGUGAAGAACUGCCCUACCAGAAUCCUCCGGCAACCGAAUUUCAAAGAUAUAUAAGGUCAUCUAAAUAUGAGAUGACUGGGUCGACAUUAGAUAGAAGAUCAGAUAAAACGCCUUUGCUUUAUGAUCACCGAUGCUGCCAUAUGGAUGAAGAUAACUACUUGCGUGUUUGUCAAAUUCCAAAAGUUAAGGGGGCAAAUUUCCGUGAUCUACCUGGUGUAGUGGUGGGAGCUGAUAAUGUGGCUAGGAGGGACCCAAAUGAGAAGCCUGUGCUCUUACCAUCUGGAAAGCCAUUGGUCCCAGAUUUUUGCUUCACUUUCGAACAAGGGAAAUCUAAGAGGCCAUUUUCACGAUUGUGGUGGGAUGAGACCAUUUCCACUGUCCUGACCUGCCCACAUUAUCGUGCCCAGACAAUAUUACAUCCUGAACAAGAUCGAGUGCUUUCUUUAAGAGAAUGUGCAAGGUUACAAGGUUUUCCUGAUUACUAUCAGUUCUGUGGGACUGUUAACAAGAGGUACUGUCAAGUCGGAAAUGCAGUUGCCAUUCCGGUGGCAAGGGCUUUGGGAUUUGCCCUGGGGAUGGCACACAGAAAGCUCAGCGGAGAUGAACCGCUUCUCACUCUCCCGCCCAAGUUCUCUCUCUCAAAUUAUAUUCAGUUGAAAAAUAGUCAGAAAUCAGGCAACACUGAUAAGCAUUCAUCCUAAUUCAUUUUCACUGAUGUUAAAACUUUUCUAACCUAUUCAUUUAAACCCUUUUUCCUUCUAGAGCUGCCUUGGCAAGUGCACUUUUAGCGGGAAAAAGUUUGACAACAUUCUCUUCACUUGUACUGCACCUGAGGCAUUAGCAUUUUUUUAAUUGUUUUUCAUCAUAUCGGAUGUUGUAAUAUAUUGGAUCCUUCUUUCAUUAAUGAUGUUACUUGUUCUUGCA